AUGAGCGACAAUGAAGAAUAUAUGCAGCAGCUCGAGGCCCAGCGGAGGGCCUUCGAGGCCCAGUUUGGCUCCCUAGAGGAUAUGGGAUAUGUAGACAAGACCCGUGCUGCACAAAGCAACGACACAAGCACCAGCGCCUCCGAGAGCGACAGUGACCCGGAGAGCGAGGGCGACGCGCGCUCCGGACAGUCUGAAUCCGACGAGCAGUCCGAAAUGGACGGCGCCUCAGCCAGCUCCGACGACGAGGCGGCCCAUACGCCGCGCGUGAUCUCGUUCCGCGCGCCGUCAGAUGCCUACAGCGGGCCUUCUCCACGAGAACUGCGCCGCAUCCGCAGCGGCAAGGCGCCGGGCCUAGAGACCGAGCCCGCGCCGAAAUCUGCCGCGGCCGACCGCGACGAGAAGCAGCUGCUGGAACAGGACAUCGAGCUCCAGCGUUUUCUGCAGGAGUCACACAUCUUCGCCGCGCUCAACUCGCAGCCAUCCGGCGCAGAUCUCACCCUGCGCACCAUCGACAACCCUGCAUACGCCGGCGGUGAGGUCAUCGGCAAGGCCCGUGCCCGCACACUCGAGAUGCGCCUCAAUGCCCUGUCCGCUACCAAUGGCGCGGCACGAACCCUCGAAACCGUGCCUAUGAACAUACGCAAAGGCAUGGUUUCCAAGCACCGCAGUCGCAUCCGGGAGCACGAGCAGCUGGCCCGGGACUCCGGCACCGUCCUCGCCAAGGUCCGUCGCGGAGAGUUCCGGAAGAUAGACGCAACCUACAAAAAAGACAUCGAGCGUCGCAUUGGCACGACCAUCAAGGCUGCAGACCGUGCCCGCAAGAAACACCGCGAUCGCGCGCCGCGAAUCCAUGCUGUCGGCAAGAGCACCCGAAAUGGCCUGGUCAUAAGUCCAAAGGAGAUCGCCGCUGUUGCGGCUUCUGAGCCUAAGCGCCGGAAACGCUAA
Messenger RNA from Eremothecium gossypii ATCC 10895, 945 nucleotides. RefSeq names its product Faf1p (gene FAF1). The record is from RefSeq and is marked provisional. The transcript has a single exon. Gene Ontology annotation, cellular component: nucleolus. Gene Ontology annotation, biological process: maturation of SSU-rRNA from tricistronic rRNA transcript (SSU-rRNA, 5.8S rRNA, LSU-rRNA). Lineage: Eukaryota; Fungi; Ascomycota; Saccharomycetes; Saccharomycetales; Saccharomycetaceae. Bases 1 to 945 code for a protein of 314 amino acids.